GUUGUUGAGAAUGAAGCCGGAAAGAAAAUUACUACAACUAUUACUACAACUACUUGUACUAAGAAACUUGAAGAUGAGAAAUAUUAUCAGAUAGGAGAUUCCGAUGCAUCAUUUGCACCGACUAAAGUUUAUCGAGAUGAGAUUGAAGUAGCAA
Racocetra persica is the source of this 154-nucleotide messenger RNA. The record is from the annotation of a GenBank genome assembly. Lineage: Eukaryota; Fungi; Glomeromycota; Glomeromycetes; Diversisporales; Gigasporaceae.